Messenger RNA from Ziziphus jujuba (common jujube), 698 nucleotides. RefSeq names its product large ribosomal subunit protein uL29-like. Gene Ontology annotation, cellular component: cytosolic large ribosomal subunit; ribosome. The transcript is spliced from 4 exons. Gene Ontology annotation, biological process: translation; maturation of LSU-rRNA from tricistronic rRNA transcript (SSU-rRNA, 5.8S rRNA, LSU-rRNA). Gene Ontology annotation, molecular function: mRNA binding; structural constituent of ribosome. The record is from RefSeq and is a predicted model, not a curated record. The coding region runs from base 157 to 528 and encodes 123 amino acids. Lineage: Eukaryota; Viridiplantae; Streptophyta; Magnoliopsida; Rosales; Rhamnaceae.
GGAGUCCUUAGGCCGAAACCAAAAAAUGGCCCAGGCCUCUAGUGCUUUGCUCUGGAGCCGAACUAGGGUUUUGGGAUACGAAACAUUAAGGACCGCCAGCCUCGUUGUAACUUUCGCUCUCUUCUCCAUCUCGUAGUCGGACCAAAAUCCAUAGCCAUGGCGAGGAUUAAGGUUCACGAACUGAGGAACAAAUCGAAAUCUGAGUUACUGGGCCAGUUGAAAGAUCUAAAAGCAGAGCUCGCUCUCCUCCGAGUUGCUAAGGUCACCGGUGGUGCCCCAAACAAGCUCUCUAAAAUAAAAGUAGUGAGGCUUUCAAUCGCUCAGGUAUUGACGGUGAUUUCCCAGAAGCAGAAAGAAGUUCUAAGGGAAGCAUACAAGAAGAAGAAGUACAUGCCACUCGAUCUCCGUCCAAAGAAGACCAGGGCCAUUAGAAGGCGCCUAACCAAGCACCAGGCAUCCUUGAAGACUGAAAGAGAAAAGAAGAGAGAAAUGUACUUUCCCAUGAGGAAGUAUGCAAUUAAAGUGUAGAGUAGCAUCCGUUGGGGAAGUUCGAGCUCCUUUUUUUUUUUUUAAUCACACUCAAGGUUAUUAUUUUGAGGCUUUUAGCAUCUUUUAGCAAUUUGAGAUCCAUAAUUGAGGUUUUGUUAAUCCACUCGUUUACUGCUGAUAUUUUCUAAAUUCAUGAAUUUUUGUCAGAA